AUCAUCCUUCAUGAGUUGUAGAGGUACAGAAUUUUAUUUUGUUCAAAAUUACACAAAUGGCAUUUAGCUUUGCACUCCAGGUCAGUCUUGUUGGCCGUAGAUCGACCCUGGAGUCAGAAAAUCCUCCUGAGGUACACCCAGCCUCUAUAAAGUUGGUACGCUUAAUUAAUUCAUCAGUUAAGGAGAAAAACCUGGUGGAUGAGUGGGAUGUCGGUCAAAUCACAUUACGAAACCUUUGACCAAGAAACAGUAUUUUUACUCCAGUCCUCCAGAAUAAAUGUCUGUUCCAUUGUUAAUCUGCUUUUUUCCAAAGAUAACUGGUAAUAGCUCACAUUUCUUUCAUAAUCUGAUGCAAGUUGUUAUUAAUGUAAUAAUAUAGAAGUUAUAUUUAACAAUCAGCUUUGUGAUUUAUCAUUGUCCCUGCAUUAUGUUUUAUCGCUUUUCUUGUAACUUUCAGUAAUUAAUCGAUUGUUCUAUUUUCCCGACUUAUGUUGUUUUCCCAACAUAUUUCAUAAGUUGGCACAGUUUUUGCUACUUCUAUUUCUUCAAUCAUUCAAAAUUAACAAUUACCGAGGCUCUCUGAAAUAUUUUACAUCCAGUGUGCUACAAAGCUACGAAAAUGCCUUGUGACAACAUAAAAAUAAUUAAUCAUGUUUUUCAUAUUAGGUGUAGGUGUACUCAAUUGAUUUAUGAUUAUUCUUCUGUGGAAAUCAUGCUGCUACUCAUAGUAUUAUCUUGAAGUAAAUUUAAAUUGCCCUCAUUAUUCCAGUAUUACUUUUCCCUGUGUAAAUAAAAACGUGCCACCAAAUCCAAUGUUAAUCUUUAAUUCCAGUAAAUCCAAAAUAUAUAGCUUCCUAUGAAGCAUGCUUUCUCUUGUUCAUUACACUUUUGAAAGGCACUGUAUUAAAGUCAUAUUUAAUAGACCUACACCAAUUAAUUUUUAACCACUGCAGUUUCUUCACAUAUUUAGGAUAUACUCAAACCAUGCACAGGCUGAUGUUCUUGGUUUGAGUGUACUCUAAGAAUCAAAUGCAUUACUUUUAGCUCUGGCAGAAACCUUAAACAUAAAGAUGAUAAGGACAGCAGAAACACCUCUCUACCAAGAAGAAUGCGAUCGAAGUCAGAAUCAUAUUCUGUUUUUGUGCAGAAUUCCCUGACUGAACAGUGUGCAAAUGGAGAACUUUUCAGAUCCAGGGAUCGACUCCUUAGAACUCAGAGACACCCUAAACCUUCAGUGCUUUGUAAAUUCACCAAAGAACAAAUUUUCGUAUUGUUUACUCUUUCUCUUGCUGAAUUUAUUAGUUUUUGUUCAAUGUCAGUCAUGGCUCCAUUUUUUCCAAAAGAGGCUGCUUUAAAAGGAAUGAGUACCUCUGUCUCAGGAUUCGUAUUUAGUUUUUAUGCAUUAGUAGUUUUUGCAACAGCUCCAGUUUUUGGUAAAAUUUUGCCUUCAGUCGGUUCAAAGUUCUUAUUUAUGUCUGGGAUGUUUCUAGCUGGAGGAUGCAAUAUUCUUUUUGGACUUUUGCCUUAUAUACAUAAUUAUACUGUAUUUACAAUUUUUUGUUUCCUCAUAAGAACUCUUGAGGCAGUGGGUGCUAGUGCUUAUUCCACUGCAAGUUUUGUGUUUGUAGUUGAAAUAUUUCCUGAUAACAUCAGUGCAGUUUUGGGAAUUCUUGAGACUGCUAUGGGCUUGGGAAUGAGUGCUGGACCUGCUAUUGGUGGCAUGCUCUAUGCUGUUGGAGGCUUUGGUUUACCAUUUUAUUCAUUAGGAUUUCUCAUGAUUCUUUUGAUCCCGACUAACUGGAAUAUGAUUCCAUCUAUAAACGGUUCUAGUAAAGGUACACAUCAUGCCUCAUUUGGAAAACUAUUUAAAAUUCCUGCUGUCUCUAUAAUAGGGUCUAUUAUUGUUGUUGCUUCAAAUACAUGGUCAUUUUUGGAUCCUACUUUAGAACCUCAUUUAAGUAGACUGAAUCUCUCAAGUUACCAUAUUGGAUUGAUAUUUCUUUUGUUUGCUGCUCUAUAUGGUAUCUUCAGCCCCCUUUGGGGAUGGGCUGCGGAUAAAUUGGAUAACCAUUGGAGUAUGAUGGUUAUUGGCUUGUUGUUAUCAGCUGUUGGCCUACUAAUGUUGGGACCAUCUCCUUUAUUAGAAAUGGAAACAUCUCUUUUGAUGGACAUACUAGGUUUGUGUAUAAUCGGAAUAUCAGUAGCUUUGACAUUAAUGCCUACAUUUAAAGCAAUACUGAAAUGUGCUGAGGAAAAUGGUUUGAGGAGAGAAUUGACAACAUACAGUAUAGUUGCUGGAGUUUGGUCCUGCAUGUACUCUUUAGGUGAUAUGACUGGACCAGCUUUAGGUGGAGUUCUAUCUGAAUAUUUCGGCUUUCCCGUCUGCACAACAGUCAUGGCCAUUUUAUCAAUAGCUACUGCACUGGUAGCAACCAUUUUUUUUACUUCCCGUUGUUCUCAUCCUGCAGAAGAUUAUGAAGAUGAAGAAACACAGAUGCCUCUAUUUAGAGAUAGCAAAGGAGAACAGUAUGGUGGCAUCACAGAAACUUACUAA
This is a messenger RNA of Nezara viridula (southern green stink bug), 2554 nucleotides long. The record is from the annotation of a GenBank genome assembly. NCBI's taxonomy places the organism in Eukaryota, Metazoa, Arthropoda, Insecta, Hemiptera, Pentatomidae.